Messenger RNA from Fibroporia radiculosa, 555 nucleotides. RefSeq lists its product as uncharacterized. NCBI's taxonomy places the organism in Eukaryota, Fungi, Basidiomycota, Agaricomycetes, Polyporales, Fibroporiaceae. Gene Ontology annotation, molecular function: nucleoside triphosphate diphosphatase activity. The transcript is spliced from 4 exons. Gene Ontology annotation, biological process: nucleoside triphosphate catabolic process. Bases 1 to 555 code for a protein of 184 amino acids. Gene Ontology annotation, cellular component: cytoplasm. The record is from RefSeq and is a predicted model, not a curated record.
AUGCCAGUAUUCGUGACAGGAAAUGCGAACAAGUUGAAAGAGGUUCGCGCCAUUCUCGCGGAGUCGCAAGUCGAGAUAGUCUCGCGCGAGCUCGAUAUUGAAGAAAUUCAAGGAACUACUCGCGAGGUUGCCGCUGCGAAAUGUCGCCGUGCUGCAGAGCUACUUGGUGGGCCCUGCAUUACGGAGGAUAGUGCGCUUUGUUUUGAGGCACUCAAUGGACUGCCGGGGCCGUACAUCAAAUACUUCCUCAAGGAGCUCGGCCAUGAAGGAUUAAACAACUUGCUCGCAGGCUUUCCAACUACGGCAGCCUGGGCCCUUUGCACAUUUGCUUACAGCGCUGGACCUGGGACUGAGCCCAUUUUGUUUGAAGGCCGAACAGACGGGCGCAUUGUGCCCGCUAGGGGUGACGGGAAAUUCGGAUGGGAUCCAGUCUUCGAGGCUGAUGGUACAGGCCAGACGUACGCAGAGAUGAGUGCGGAGCAAAAGAACAAGCUCUCGCAUAGAUAUCGUGCAUUGAAUAAACUACAAGCAUACUUAACAACUCUCAGCUCAUGA